AUGGGGGCCUCGUUCUCGCGCUAUUUGUGCCUCGCUGUCGGCGUCGCGUACCCUGCGUACGCGAGUUUCAAAGCUCUUGAACGACCUCACACCGGUCACGACUCGAAGCAGUGGCUCACGUACUGGAUCGUGUACGGCGCCACGACAUCUGUAGAGACAGUCGCGUCGCCUCUUGUGUGCUUGGUGCCCGGCUAUAACAUGACGAAGACGCUGUUCCUCAUCUGGAUGAUGUCCCGGCAGACUCAUGGAGCAACGAUCGUCUACGACAAGCUCCUGUGUCCUUUUCUGAAGCAGAAAGAGCCAUUUGUGGAUCGCAAGCUGGAAGAAGCGCAAGAAGCUGCAGAAGGCGCUCUGUCUUCGUUUGUACGAGCUUGGGGUCAGACUAUCACUGACCAAGUCGUGGCUAUUCAGAAAAGUGACGAGUUCAAGCAAAUUUGCUCGGCGAUCAAAGCGCUGGCGUCACCGGACUCGAUGGAGGGCAGGAGGAAGGAGAAGAGCAUUGAUUGA
Messenger RNA from Peronospora matthiolae, 507 nucleotides. Lineage: Eukaryota; Oomycota; Peronosporomycetes; Peronosporales; Peronosporaceae. The record is from the annotation of a GenBank genome assembly.